Molecule: messenger RNA, 1660 nt
Organism: Limulus polyphemus (Atlantic horseshoe crab)
Lineage: Eukaryota; Metazoa; Arthropoda; Merostomata; Xiphosura; Limulidae
Product: metabotropic glutamate receptor 4-like
Exons: 7
Biological process (GO): G protein-coupled receptor signaling pathway
Cellular component (GO): membrane
Molecular function (GO): adenylate cyclase inhibiting G protein-coupled glutamate receptor activity
Source: RefSeq, a predicted model, not a curated record
AGCAUGAAUGUCUCUGGUGACAUCAUCUUAGGAGCUUUAUUUCCGAUCCAUGAGCGUAGCAACCGGAAUCAUGAAUGCGAUCGAUUACAGGAAGAAGGUUUGCAACAGUUGGAGGCUCUCUUAUUUACUCUGAAGAAAAUCAACGAAAAUCCGAAGCUGCUUCCUGGGGUGAAGCUUGGUGUUAUCGCUUUGGACACAUGCGACAGCGCCACCUAUGCUUUAGAACAGAGUCUGGACUUCAUUAAAGGCUUUAUCGCAAGAAGUAACAGUGGUGAACAAGAAUUUCAAUGCCAUGAUGGGUCGAUGCCAAGGUUUAGCGACGGCAGCUUUGACCGAAUGAUGGGCAUAAUAGGUGGACGGUCCAGUUCUGUGUCCAUCCAGUUAGCUAACAUUCUCCGCCUUUUUCAAGUUCCCCAGAUCAGUUACCAAUCGACUAGCCCGACACUGAGCAACAAAGAAAAAUACGAGUAUUUUUUCCGUACAGUGCCUUCUGACGUCAACCAAGCUCAUGCUAUUUUGAAACUCUUAAAGAAGUUUCGGUGGACUUACGUUUCAAUUGUUUACUCUAACACCGACUAUGGUAACAAGGGUUACGAAAAGUUACAAGACUUGGCACCAAACUACAAUAUCUGUUUUUCAAAUCCUCAGAGUAUCAAUACUGAUCACUUUACUGACCACGACUACGACUCGGUUAUUCAGAAUCUCAGACAGAAAACAAACGCAAGAGUUGUUGUGGUAUUUGCCGAUAAACAAACCACAAGAAACGUAAUGAUGGCAGCGAACCGAUUAGGGGUUACAAAACGAUUUGUAUGGAUUGGGAGCGAUGGCUGGAGCGGUCAUAACAGUGUCGUGGAAAAUAUCGAGGAAAUUUUAGAGGGCGCUAUAACCAUUUCUCCCUUAGUGCGUUCUAUAAGAGGUUUUGACCAGUAUUUUACCAGCCUGACCCCAGAAAACAACAAAGACAAUCCUUGGUUUGUCGAAUUCUGGGAAGAAUAUUUCCAUUGCCAAUAUCAAGGUUUGCACGAAACACCAUGGAGUAACAAGUAUCAACAUUGGUGCUCUCCCAACAAAAGGAUCUCACCGAGUAACGGAUACACGCAGACUCCGGCUUUGCAUUUUGUACGAGAUGCUGCCUAUGCCUUUGCGCAUGCGCUACACGAUUUGCAUAAAUAUGUCUGUGGUGGAGAAGAAGGCCUUUGUGAUGCCAUGGUACGAAUAGAUGGUCCUACGUUGAAGGGAUAUCUACAACAAAUAAAAUUCAAAGAUGAAAAUGGUAAGACUUUCCGAUUUCUUCCGAGUGGUGACGCUCCACCCAGAUAUAGUAUCUUCAAUUUCCAGAAGAGGUCAGGUAAUUAUACCUGGCGCAAUGUUGGCUCCUAUAUUCAAAGAAGCAUGGGAUGUUUGUAAAGAAUCGAGAAAACAUUUGAGAGUGAGGAAAGAGAGCACGUUGUGAUAGCCCCCUCCCCUUAUGGACUCUUCAAUUUUUACCCCUGACACGACGAUAGCAGGAAAGUCUGAUAACUUUCGUGAAGAUAUCCCGAUGCUAGUGAACUAGCCCUCCAUUUAUUUCGCUUUGUAAUGUGAAACUUGGACAGGAGCUUAAAAAAAAAAAGACUUUAAUAAAUAAAUUCAGAAGUGAGUGCAAUUAUUUUUCUCUAUA